AUGGCCCAGGGCACUAAGCGUGCCCAGGGACCAGGUUCUGUUCAGCCUCGUCCCCAGCAAAAGCGCACCCGAGUCAUCUACGAUGAUGACUUUGACGAUGAAGAGCUUGGAAGCGAUCGUGGGCGCCAGCACGACUCCCGGUAUGGCUACGAUGCCCGAAACAGCCGAGGUGCUGGGCCCAGGCAGGAAUCGUCUGAUGACUUUGACGAGCCCGUGGAAAAUGAGGACGAGAAUCAAGAAGUUGAAGAAAUUGUCGAGGUCAUCAUGACCGACCGCUCUCCAUUGGGCAAGCUCAUUCGGGCCAUACGAGCGUCGGUGCCGACUGCAGAAGAAAAACUCAUGCUCAAGCCGUGGAAGCAGGCUGCGCGGUUUGUCCCACGGUGCAUGGGCCCCUUUGUGAACCUCUUCAACGUGAUCAUAUGUGGUGUUCACUUCCAUGGCCUCUCGCCUGAGGAAUGGGACACGACCCAUUUCAAGAAACUCAAUGUGAGCGACAUUCCGAAGAAUCUUCAACACUACAAGAUGCUCCUUGAUCUCAUCCCGGGGCUUGACGAGACACUCCAGCAGUCGCGUGGCAAUGAGACAAUUGUCGGCUAUGUUGCUCAUUUUUGCGAGAAACACAAGAAACAAGCUCGAUCGGACGACGGUACCAAGGUCAAGAACUGCAUUCUGUCAUUCCUGCCGAAGAACGUGGAGGAUAUCCCGAGCAUUGAGCAAGACCAUGAGAAACACACCCGAGGCUUCCAUCACUUGGCGACGGCGCGCCUGCUCUGCCCGAUCGCACUGCGCGGGCAGUUUGCCACCAAUCCACAGCAGUUCUGCGACAACACCUUCGAGGGCGGGGUGGAAAUCACAGCAGGCCAUUUCCCCGCGUUACUAUACCGCGAAGAAGGCUACUGGGCCGAAACACCUGAGGUCGACUGCCUAAAGUCACCUGUACUGUCGUCGGUCUACCGCGCGAUCAUGACCGGGCCAAAGACUGCGAAGGCCCCGCUUGCCCAAUCGUCCAAGUUGCGAUCGGGCCCUGGGAGGAAGUCCGUUGCCAAGGUUUACGACGUAUCAGUCUGCACUCCAGAGACCAUCGCAUAUGUCGCAACUCUAUCUCGCUUUGGGAUUGAUUCGCAACUGGAGUGGUGCGAGAAUGAUGGCGAGUUCGUGUAUCGUACGUUCUACGAGAACAUACUCGGUCUCUUCGAAGACGAGACCUGGGCAAGUGAGGUGGUACUCUGGUAUAACGAGGAGGUCUUUGGUGCAGGUCAUCAGGACAACACGAAUCGCCUGAUGGCCGGCCCAUCGACAAUGGAGCUGAUUGCGGCGAGGCGACGGAAUGCAGCGACCACAGGACCCCCCCGUCCACAAUCCCCGGCGCGACAGCCUGCGGGCGAAGCCACUAGCAACGCCCCCGUGAACAACGGAGCUACAGAGGCUGGAACCCCCGGUGAUACUCCGGAUGGUGCCAGUGACGCGACUGGCUCUGGUGCCAAUGCUGGGUCUGGGAGCCCUGAUGCCGAGGAACGCCCUGCGCCAGCUUGA
Molecule: messenger RNA, 1533 nt
Organism: Rhodofomes roseus
Lineage: Eukaryota; Fungi; Basidiomycota; Agaricomycetes; Polyporales; Fomitopsidaceae
Exons: 10
Coding region: 1-1533 (510 amino acids)
Source: RefSeq, a predicted model, not a curated record